This is a messenger RNA of Trypanosoma rangeli, 1044 nucleotides long. Its product is annotated as d-xylulose reductase. The transcript has a single exon. The record is from RefSeq and is a predicted model, not a curated record. Lineage: Eukaryota; Euglenozoa; Kinetoplastea; Trypanosomatida; Trypanosomatidae. Gene Ontology annotation, molecular function: zinc ion binding; oxidoreductase activity, acting on the CH-OH group of donors, NAD or NADP as acceptor. The coding region runs from base 1 to 1044 and encodes 347 amino acids.
AUGACACUUAUGAAGUCGCUUGUUCUUGAGAGGCCUGGAGAGAUACGGCUCCGGAGUAUUGAGGUGAACGACGUUCUGGGCGAAAAUGACGUGCGGGUGAAGGUGCACAGCGUCGGCAUAUGCGGCAGCGAUGUUCACUACUAUGAGCACGGUCAUAUUGGUCCGUUUGUUGUGAAGGAGCCGAUGAUUCUUGGCCAUGAGGCUUCCGGCACCGUUGUGGCAGUGGGUAGCAACGUGAAACAUCUCAGCGUGGGGGAUCGUGUCGCGAUGGAGCCAGGUAUACCCAGCUUGACGUCGCCUCAGACACUUGCUGGUCUGUAUAACCUUGACCCCGAUGUGGUGUUCUUUGCCACCCCACCUGUGCAUGGAUGCCUUAGCACAACGGUAAUCCACCCCGCUAUGUUGUGCUUCAGGCUACCCGAAGGCGUGAGCUACGAGGAGGGGGCGCUCUGCGAGCCCAUCGCUGUUGGCAUGCACUCGGCGACGAAGGCACGUGUAAAGCCUGGUGAUGUGGCACUGGUCAUUGGCUCUGGCACCAUAGGAAUUGUGACGGCUCUCUCUGCUUUAGCCGCCGGAUGCUCAGACGUCAUCAUCUGCGACGUGGUGGAGGAGCGCCUCAAAGUGGCGGCGCAGUAUGACGGCGUGCACCCAGUGGUCUCGAAGGGCGAUGCUGUUAAAACAAAGGUGCAGCAAUUAACAGCUGGGCAGGGUGUGGAUUGUGUAUUCGAAUGCAGUGGAUCUGCUGCGGCGUACCCACUUAUUUACGAACACGCUGCGCCCGGCGCGACGGCCGUUUUGACCGGCAUGCCAGUAAACCCCGUCACCUUCGACGUGGUGGCCGCGCAAGCUAAAGAGAUUACGUUUCAGACCAUCUUCCGCUACCGCAACAUGUACCCAAGAAUUAUUCGUUUGCUCAGCUCGGGAAAAAUGAAUGUGAAGCCUCUUGUGACGGCCAGAUUCAAGCUGCAGGACGGCGUGAAGGCAUAUGAGCGUGCCGCUUCGCGUAUUCCCACUGAUGUGAAGAUUAUGAUUGAGAUGGAGUAG